UCACAAACGCCGAUCUAAAAUGUCUGUUGUGUUUGCCGUAAUGCCGUAUAAACACGCGUCGUUAGCCGAUUAAUGUUCUGUUUCCAUAAAUUGUUUUCUCUACUCUUUUAGUUUUUACGCUAACAUCACUUAAUAAUUAACGUACUCCAGUUGCGUUUAACGCUUCACUAAUACACUACAUACCCGUACAAUGGCAGACGCUGAUGAUCUUUUAGACUACGAAGAAGACGAACAGAAUGAAACCGUCGAAAGCGAUGACAAGAAACAAGCCAAAAAAGAAGUAAAGGGUAACUAUGUGUCCAUACACAGUUCGGGUUUCCGUGAUUUCCUCUUAAAACCGGAAAUAUUGAGAGCAAUCGUUGACUGUGGUUUCGAACAUCCGUCCGAAGUGCAGCACGAGUGUAUACCACAGGCUAUGUUGGGCAUGGAUAUUCUAUGCCAAGCCAAGUCCGGUAUGGGUAAAACGGCCGUGUUUGUAUUAUCCACCUUACAGCAGUUGGAAGUAUAUGAGAGCGAGGUAUAUGCUCUGGUCUUGUGCCACACCAGAGAAUUGGCUUUCCAGAUAAGCAAAGAAUUUGAGCGCUUUACUAAAUACUUGCCGGCAGUCAAGGUCAGUGUUUUCUUUGGUGGUGUGCCCAUCACAAAAGACGAAGAUACGCUAAAGAACAACAAGCCACAUGUAGUUGUAGGCACACCCGGUCGCAUUCUAGAACUGAUCAGAAAAAAAAAAUUGGUUCUCAAUAAUCUGAAGCAUUUCAUUUUGGAUGAGUGUGAUAAAAUGUUGGAGAUCUUACACAUGCGAAGUGAUGUCCAAGAAAUAUUUAAGAAUACACCGUUUAACAAACAAGUAAUGAUGUUCAGUGCCACACUUAGCAAAGAUAUACGACCUGUCUGUAAAAAGUUUAUGCAACAACCAUUGGAAGUGUAUGUUGAUGAUGAUGCCAAACUAUCAUUACACGGCCUCCAGCAAUACUAUGUUAAGCUCACUGAAAAGGAAAAAAAUAAGAAAUUGUUUGAUCUUCUAGACGAACUAGAAUUUAAUCAGGUUAUCAUUUUUGUUAAAUCUGUUCAACGUUGUGUAGUCUUAACAGAGCUACUAAAUGAACAAAAUUUCCCAUCUGUUGCCAUGCAUGGUGGUAUGUCCCAACAAGAUCGAUUGAAGUUCUACCAAGAGUUCAAAGAUUUCCAAAAACGAAUAUUGGUGGCCACCAAUUUGUUUGGUCGAGGAAUGGAUAUAGAACGAGUGAACAUUGUUAUAAACUAUGACAUGCCUGAAGACACCGACACCUAUCUACAUAGAGUGGCAAGAGCAGGACGAUUUGGUACCAAAGGAUUAGCAAUUACUUUCAUUUGUGAAGAAACUGAUGCAAAAGUUUUGAAUAGUGUUCAAGAUAGGUUUGAUGUCACCAUUGGUCGAAUGCCUAAUGAAAUUGAUCUUAGUUCUUAUGUUGAGAGAAAAUAACUUUUAUAAUAUCUAAUAUUUUAUGAAAUUUUACAAAAACAAUGAUAAUAAUAUGAUAGCUUGACUUAUGAUUUUCAAGUUUUGCAAGACAUAUUCUUUCAUUCAAAAGUGUAUUACUCUCUUAAGUGGUUUACUUCACCUUUGAGUAAUCAUUUUAAAUAUAAACUAUGGAAUAAUUUUGUCAAUUUUUUUUUGCAUUUGUGUAUUGUGUAUGGUUUAAUAUUUAGGAACAUUAGAUAUUAUCUUCAAUAUAUGACUAGAAGUUAAGAUUGUACAUAAUAAUGCAACUGACUUAAUUAUUAAACUAAUGUGCAAACUGUAUUGAUAGUAGUUUUUUAAAUUUUCCAAUAAACUUAGACAAAAAAUUCUUUUUUUAAUAUAAAGUGUUUAUUAAUGAUCACUUAAAGUAUUACUAAUAAAUUAUCAUAAUUUAAUUUUUUAUAAAUGCCAAAUUGAUUUCUACAUUUAACAAUUGUGUUGAAUUUUGUUCUACUAGUUUAGUUUGAUUAAUUAAAUUGAAAUUCUUUAAAAUUAA
This is a messenger RNA of Myzus persicae (green peach aphid), 1997 nucleotides long. RefSeq names its product ATP-dependent RNA helicase WM6 (gene Hel25E). Gene Ontology annotation, molecular function: ATP binding; RNA helicase activity; RNA binding. The transcript has 2 exons. The record is from RefSeq and is a predicted model, not a curated record. The coding region runs from base 191 to 1462 and encodes 423 amino acids. NCBI's taxonomy places the organism in Eukaryota, Metazoa, Arthropoda, Insecta, Hemiptera, Aphididae. Gene Ontology annotation, biological process: mRNA export from nucleus; mRNA splicing, via spliceosome.